AUGGAGGGCAAUGAGGAUGAUCCCUUCGAUUGGGAUGUUGAACGGCUGGUACAUGAGCUAUGCACCGCUGAAAGUCGGCCAUGGCAUCCGAAACUUGCGAGCAAGAGGCCCAACCCGGCAACCCUCUCAAAAGCACUCCGUGAGCAUGACAUUGACGGGGAGACGCUUCUCACCUACGAAGAUGUCAUGCCCCCUCUUGACGGUCUUCUCAGGGACCUAGGCAUCGUCAAAAUCGUUCACAAGAUGACGAUUGUCAAAGCCAUCAACUAUCUCAAGUCGAAAAGCCACGGUUAUCGACAUCAGAAGAUUGAAGUGGCAAAAGAGGAGGCAGGUAGCCAGGAAAGCUCGCUAGAGCUGCAUAUCAACGGCAAACCGGAGCCCGCAGCUCUAAAUCCCAGUACCACAGAGGACCCUCCAACGACUAUCACAACGCAAGAUGUCACGAUGCAUGGCACCACGGAUCAAGGUGCAUUGGCCUCCGUCGUUGAAGAGAAAGACAUGCAGACGAGUCAACCACCUCAGAAGAAGAGAAAGAUGGCGCCAACUUUGAUCACUAGUACUGUUACCGGGAUUGGCAACAUACCUAUCAGGACCCCGGCCGACGACGUUGUUACUCGGAAGUCUAUGACAGCAGAUACCCGGCUACCUUUGUCGAAUACGACCCCCAGCGGAAGCCGCGGAAGGACACCGCCGGCCAUCCCAGCUGUAACAGACGACGCUAUCUCUCGGGAGCUCGUUAAAGCAAGAGUAAGGCCUUCUCCGUUGCCUGUGGCUUCCAGAAAAAUCCAUCCGGAUCCUCAGCAAGUGGACCAGAAGCUUGUCUCAAGAUCCAAUCCUCUGGGGGCGUACUUUGGACCCGAUGCGUUCAUUAUCAGCCGUCAAGUCCCUCAGUCAAGCCUUGCACCUGGUACAAGCUCCGCAGAUGAAGGCAGAAACACAUUCCACUUCGUUGCUAGGGGCUUGAUUCCCACCGGACACAGUCGACAAGUCCACCGAGCGUUGCGACGACUAUUGCGCAUGAACGACAAGUCUUUGAUAUUGUUGCGCAAUGGUAUGUCUCCUUUUGUGGAGCCUGAGGAGGAAGACGAGAUUCUUCCGGUAUUCGGGGACUCCGAUGACGACGAAGGUUACGACACAGAGACAAGGGACGCCAUCGAGGAAGAGGAAGAGGAGAAAAAGCGAGAAAUGGAACUCAAGUCUCACCACCUGACUUCGGAUGAUGUCGAGCGUGUACUAAAAGAGGAGAUACAACGGAUUGAAGCCUCUUGGGAAGAGAGAAAACUAAUCAAAAAGUAUUGGAAAGCCAACGCCAUCUGGAACAAGGCCCGACGCACUGGUCUUGUCCGACAGAUAGCGAGUGCCACAUCUCGACUCGAGGCUCUUAACAACCGCAUAGAAAAGCUUUGUCGAGAAAUCAAGCUGAACGAAUGGCCGGCCGAAGAUCAGCUGCGCAGACAAGCACGCUGCCUUGAGUCUAGCGUUGAGGACCGGAGCGCUGAAAAGUGGCUUCUCGAUACCUUGCGAGGACCCGAACCUAUCCGACCACUGACGAUGCCUAAGCAACGGCCAAUUGCGGCCCCACGGCCCGAUCUCUCUGACGAGGAUGGCGAUCUUAUUACCAGCGGCGACGAUGACGACGACGACGACUUCGUGAUUGACGAUGAAGAGGGGGUUGACGAUAUGGCAAACGCGCUCCCGCCCGUGGCGAGCGCGACUCGCCCAGCAGGUCCCAUGGAUUUGGACGACCCUGAAGAGGUGCCAAUGCAGGGGCCUCAACCUCCGCGAUUGCUCAAGGACGAGUCUCCAGCCGACGCUCCGGUCGAUAUGAAGUCCGACCUUGGCAUAAUCGACUUGACAAUGGUUGACUCCGAGCCUGAGGAUGAACCUGAGAAUGAGCCCGCACCCCCUGAGCAUGAGCUUGAGCCUGCGCUUCCUGAGGCGGAUUUCAUCUCUCUAGUCACGCCUGAAAAGCCAAGAGCAUCGGCCGCCGCAACACCAGCCCCUGAAAGCGAUGGUGAAGAGCAGCCACAGCCAACACAGGAACAGCUAGAAACCCCAUUCGACCAAUAUGGAAAGAUUGGGGACAUCGCGCCGACGAUAUGGAGAAAGCAAGGAGACAACAAGCGACUUUUGAUCUGCGUCAUCUCACGGCUUACUCCGCGAUGGAGAGUGGCCUUCUUUCGCAUUAUCCACAGCAUGGAUCCCGCUGAUAUCUGGACGGACUUCGUGAUCACCGCACUUGAGGAUUCGCCUCAAAAUCAUAGCCAAGAAAGUGCGGUCGAGCUCGGCACCGUCGUCGCCCGCUUGUUCAGAGUCUUUGCACUCUGCAAGCCGGCAGCUGCCAAUACCAUCACCAGAAGGCUUACCAACAAAAUCAAGGCCAGGAAGAUAAAGGGUAAGGUAGAUCAGUUUGAGGAUUUCUGUCAAUUCGUCAAGACUGGCAUACUGCCCAACUUUCCUGAGGGUAUCCGAGCCAGCAGCUCUGACCGCCGUGGAAGCUUUGAUACUGGAGAGUCCCAAGGAGAUUUUACCGACGACGAUAUCGAAGAUUCUCCGGCUAAGAAACGGAAGACUUUGGUAGCCAUGGAUCAGACCGCUAUGGAUCUCCGUGAAAGUGACCGACGCCGGAGAGAAGAGCAAGAGCAGCGACGAAAGGAAUUGCGCAAGAAGCUGGCAGCAUCCGACACCAUCUCGAGCGACAAGUCACGUCUCAUUAUCAACGAAACCAAGGGAGAUGACGAGGGCCUGAUCUACAUUAACAGCGAAAUCGGUCAACGUAUCAAGGACCACCAGAUCGAAGGUGUCCGCUUCCUGUGGAACCAGAUCGUCUACGACGCCAAGGUGCGGCAGGGAUGUCUCCUCGCUCACACCAUGGGACUGGGCAAGACCAUGCAGGUAAUCACGUUACUGGUUGCCAUCGCCGAGGCCGCUCGGUCAAAGGACGAAUCUGUUCUGUCACAGAUUCCGGAGGACCUUAGACAGUCUAAGACUCUGGUACUUUGCCCGGCCUUACUUGUCGACAACUGGAUGGAUGAGCUGCUGAUGUGGGCUCCUGAUGGUGUCCUGGGUCACUUCUACAAAAUGGAAGCUGUCGUCAACGCACUAGAGAGAGCUCCCAUGAUCCGUGAAUGGGAUAAAACCGGGGGCGUUAUGAUCAUUGGCUACGAUAUGUUCAAAAGAUUGGCCGUUCCCUCGGGGGACGAGAUGCUGACGCCUCUGGAGGCCAAGUCGAUUGCGCAGAUACUCACAGAAAGCCCCAACCUCGUUGUUGCGGAUGAGGCUCACAAAAUGAAGAACCCUGAGUCGAUGAUAGCUAUCGCAGCCGCCAAAUUCAAAACCCAACGACGCAUCGCACUCACCGGUUCCCCCCUGGCAAACAAUGUGAUAGAAUUCUAUUGCAUGAUCAACUGGGUCGCACCUAAUUAUUUGGGUCCCCUGGCUGAGUUCAAGGACUACUAUGCCGAACCGAUUCAGUCUGGCCUCUACGAGGAUAGCACUGGAAGUCAAUAUCGAAAGGCAAAGAAACAACUUGCUGUUUUGGAGGCUACUGUAGCGCCCAAGACGAACAGAGCAACGAUCAAAUCAUGCCUCAAGAACGACCUUCCGCCAAAGAUGGAAUUUGUACUUACUGUUCCCAUGACGCCACUUCAGGGCAAGCUCUACGACGCUUUCCUCGACGCCCUCAAUAAUGACGCGAACGUUGCAGGCGUCAAGACUCUGGGUGCCAACAUCAACUUUAGCCUCAUCGUCAACCACCCUCGUUGCUGGCAAAAGAGACUGCUUGAGGAGCGUGCGGCGUUAUUAAAGAAAGAGCCGGCUAGUCUGACUCUAUCGAGCACAAUCAUCAGCGAGGGCCUGAAAAUCCUGCAACGAGAGCAGGAUGUGCCUUCGCCUGCCUUGUCUUGGAAAGUGCAGCUCCUCGUCGGCAUUCUAGACCAGUGCAUAUGGAUGAAUGAGAAAGUUCUCGUCUUCUCACAAUCAAUACCGACCCUGGAUUAUCUGGAUAAUCUGUUCAGACAACAAAAAAGAAAGUUCUCUCGGCUGGAUGGUAGCACUCCAAUCCAUAAGAGGCAGCAACAAGUCAAAAACUUCAACAGUGGUGAAAAUCAAGUCUAUUUGAUUUCAACGACAGCUGGUGGGGUUGGCUUGAACAUCCACGGCGCAAGUCGCGUGGUCAUCUUCGACUACAAGUACAAUCCCAUUCACGAGCAGCAAGCGGUGGGUCGAGCGUACCGCAUUGGCCAGCGAAAGCCAGUAUAUGUUUACAAGUUCAUAUCUGGCGGGACAUACGAACAAGCGCUUCACAACAGAAAUGUAUUCAAGACCCAACUGGCGUCAAGAGUUGUGGACAGCGAAAAUCCGAAAAGAUGGUCCAAGAAAGAUAAUGAGUACGCCAAGACCCGUUGGGAGCCCGAUCAGGAUGAUCUCAGUCCAUUCGCCGGCAAGGACGUUGUUCUCGACAGCCUGUUGACCCACCCGGGCAUGUCCCAGGGCAUCCGCUCGAUCAUCAUGACGGAUACCUUUGAAGAGGAAGAUACGUCCGAGAUCUUGACACCUGAGGACUUGAAGGACGUGAAGAACCAGGUCUACAUGAAUUCUAUCCGCAACACCGACCCGGAGAAGUAUCGUGAGAUGGAGCUGGCGCGGAUCGCUAAACUUGGCGCCCCAGCCUUGGUGGGUGCAACAUCAUACAUGCCACAAACAGUCACCCAGACCUUUGGUGUGGCUGGGAGCAGCAGCCAAACACCAAUCCCAACUCCAAACCUCCCUCAAAGGCCUGUCUUCAACACAUACCAGGCAUUUCACCCGGUGGAGGGUUUGAAGCCCUUACCCGAUACGAUGAAGCCACCACAGAUUACGCCUGUGCCUGUGCCUGUGCCUGGGGCUCUGGCAACUCAUAUUGACGCUGCACCGACACAACAAGCUGCCGCUCCCUUGCAGUUGAAUCAGCCUGCAACUGCCGGUUCUGAUGCGCAAACUACGGAGCAGCCUGCUGAGCAGAUAUCAGUAGAGCCUCAAGUAGCUGGCCCUAUGCCCAUGCCCAUGGCUGGUGCCAAUACCUUCUUUAGGGCCCAGCAGACACCAAGCUCUCCCCCACCUGGAGACAAAUCUCUCUCAUCCCCUGCGGUCAAGAGGCCCAAGAGGCCCGGAAUCACUAAUUGGGAGGAGCAGUUCAAGCAAAAAAUUCUCGAGUCACUCGAUACGAUAACGGACUCGGCGAUAGCUGAUGCAGUCAAGGAGGACAAGACCGUCCUGGCUGACCGGAUCGCAAGCUCGACAUGGCUCGUGAGAUCGGAGAUGAAGGAGGGAGAGUUACCAAACCACUCGCAUAUGAAGGAGCUGUGCAGCUUGAUGACAGAACCGAGAUUUGCAGCCGCUGUCAUCACAGGACAUAUUCCUCCCUCUCAGCUUGCGUACGCGCCGAUCGACGGACUAAAAAAUCUUUCGAACGAGUUGACGACGCUUCAGGAACACCAAUUUCGCGAAAAGCUGAAGCUGGGUCAAGACACGACUGAGGAGCCCAAACAGCAUCCGCAGAUCGUUUCCGACAUACCCAAACCUUCCCCAAACGUUCGCCGAGCGAAUCCGUUCCAGGAAGACGACGACGACGACGAUUUGGAUUUGCUUCGGGAGGUAGCGGAAAGAAGGCGACAUCGUGCGCCCAGGCUUCCCACAUGGGCAAGUAAAGCAGUCGAAGAAGGAAAACUUGGGGAACAACGCCGCACAGGGGAGCCCUCGUUGUCAACGUCGGCGUCGGCAUCGGCAGGGCAAGGUUUGUAA
Messenger RNA from Colletotrichum scovillei, 5781 nucleotides. RefSeq names its product SNF2 super family protein. The transcript has 3 exons. NCBI's taxonomy places the organism in Eukaryota, Fungi, Ascomycota, Sordariomycetes, Glomerellales, Glomerellaceae. Gene Ontology annotation, molecular function: ATP-dependent chromatin remodeler activity; ATP binding; ATP hydrolysis activity. Bases 1 to 5781 code for a protein of 1926 amino acids. The record is from RefSeq and is a predicted model, not a curated record. Gene Ontology annotation, cellular component: nucleus.